This is a messenger RNA of Paramecium primaurelia, 201 nucleotides long. The record is from the annotation of a GenBank genome assembly. NCBI's taxonomy places the organism in Eukaryota, Ciliophora, Oligohymenophorea, Peniculida, Parameciidae.
AUGGAACCCAUUUUAAACAUAAGCAAUUCAAACUUCCCCAAAUUAGUUUUGAAUGGAAACAUUGAAAUUGUUAAAUAUGUUGAUUAAGAAAGUUUUAAGUAAUUGGGAAAACCAAAAGCAAAAUACUCUAGAAUUUCCUAGUUUCCAAAUCAAUUGCAAAAAUUAAAAUCAGAUUCUCUAGUGCAUUCUCUAUUAUUAUGA